AUGGACGAAAUAUCAAAAGCCUGGGAAAAAAUUUGUAAAAUUUGUGGUGAUAUAGGUUCUCAAGAAGCAAUUGUUACCUGCUAUAAGUGUAAAAAUGUUGACGUGCACCAAUUUUGUGUGUCGGGCUACUAUGUUGAUGCACCAGUGGAUUGGUGUUGUGAAAAAUGUGAUAAUGACAAAUGGAUAAUAUCUGUAUCACAUGGACUAGAAAAUGUGCAAUCCGAGGGAUCAUCAGCAAAGAUUUGCCCGAGUACUGUGCAUUCAAAUGAGUUUCCUCGUGGGAAUAGGAAUCGCAUUAACUGGGAAAAUGAGGUAAAGGCAGGGAAAGCCAGAUAUCUGCCUGUUGAAGACGCACUUGGUUUGCAAUCAGGCAUGGAGAAAUAUGAAUCACCACUGGUAACUACUUUGCCCUCAAGAGUGGUGUCAACCGAAUCCAUGGCGAUCGUGACUCAAGAUCAUUUUAGCAAUCCUAGAGUUCAAAUUUCAAAUUCUUUUCCUAAGAAGAGCGCAAUGCAAGUAGUUGGAGGCUUUAGAAAUUUCAUUUCCUAUCAUUUACUUUUGUACUUUCAUCCAAUUGAUGUAGCUUAUUUUUUAGGUGCGGCUGGUUCUACUAUUAUGGAGCAAAGGAGUCCAAAUUCAUCUACAAUACACCCUUAUGAUCCUGCUUUAGUUCCUUCCUGGAAGGGAAAUUUUGACAUCUUAGGUGAGCUGGAACUUGCACCUGGUUAUAUCCAGGCUCAUUCUCCUUGCAGGGUUAGACGUAAGGUUUAUGAGUUCUCAGGGCGAUUGCCUGAUACUCUUAAACUUGAAUUAGUUCCCCGUGGGGAUAUCUGGGCAAGUCUGUUCAGCGGUUAUAUUCCGGAUAAAGAAGACAUAGGACUCUAUUUCUUCGCAAGUGAGAGAGAAAGGUCUGACAGAUAUAUCGCCCUGGUGGAGUUCAUGCAUCGCAAGGAUUUGGUGUUGAGAACUCUUAUCAAUGAUGUUGAGUUGAUUAUACUGACAUCCACAGCCCUAUGCAGUGAUUCUCAAAGUUGGAACAGUGAGCACUUCCUGUGGGGAUUAUUUUACCGCAUGGGACAAGACAGAGAUGGAUGUGCUGAAGGAGGCAGCAACAAAGUGGUGGACAUGGAGAUAGACAUGAUAGCUGGAGAAGAUGUAGGAACGCUGGACAUUGUCCUCCACUCAUGGUUGUAGAUCUGUUCACAACGAGUUUUCUUCAUUCAGUUCUAUCUUCUUCAGUCCGGCUACUUAAUUCUGUCUAAU
This is a messenger RNA of Solanum pennellii, 1263 nucleotides long. RefSeq lists its product as uncharacterized. The transcript is spliced from 7 exons. The coding region runs from base 1 to 1194 and encodes 397 amino acids. The record is from RefSeq and is a predicted model, not a curated record. Lineage: Eukaryota; Viridiplantae; Streptophyta; Magnoliopsida; Solanales; Solanaceae.